Molecule: messenger RNA, 4445 nt
Organism: Ahaetulla prasina
Lineage: Eukaryota; Metazoa; Chordata; Lepidosauria; Squamata; Colubridae
Gene: UNC5C
Product: unc-5 netrin receptor C
Exons: 17
Coding region: 550-3402 (950 amino acids)
Biological process (GO): netrin-activated signaling pathway
Cellular component (GO): membrane
Molecular function (GO): protein binding; netrin receptor activity
Source: RefSeq, a predicted model, not a curated record
CCACUCCUACUCCGGUGCUCGGCGCCCGGCGGCUCCUGCAGACUACUUAGCCAAGACUAUGAAAUGACCAUUCCUGGUCGCCUCGGACGCCUUUCCCACCGCGCGCAAUUUGGGCUCAGGAGCGCGCUACCCCACUUUAGGUGGAGCCCCAGCUGCGUUUGCCGGCCAAGCCAGGGCGGCUAAAGAAGAAGCAGCAGCUGCAGCAGCGGUAGCAGCAGAAGAACCAGCAUUAAGCGACGGUCGGGCAGGGAACUCUGCUACGCUCUGGUCUCCAAGCGGGGCUCGAACUGCUGUGACGGGGGUCGGGCGAGGAGAAGCCCCUCUCUGCCAAACGGGACAAGCGAUCGGGCGAUCGGGCAUCGGUGCGCCGCGGCUGCUCCCUCCCCGUCGGAGAGUCGAGAGCGGGGCCGGCGGGAGGACGAGAGCUGUCGGGAGGAACCGCCGCCGCCGCGGCCGCCGCCGCGAAGGAGGUGGAAGACGGCGGCAAGGGGCGCGAGCCGGACUCGGGCUCCGAGGGCUUCGAGUCUUUUUUCCCCCCGCGAAGCAGCCAUGGGCAAAGGGCUGGAAGCCGCCGCCGCCCGCUACGGACUGGGACUGGGAUACUUACUGCAGAUGGUGGUGUUGCCCGCCUUGGCUAUCCUGAGUGCCAGCAGCCCCGGCUCGGCUGCGCAAGAUGAUGAUUUUUUUCACGAGCUCCCAGAAACCUUUCCGUCUGAUCCCCCAGAACCUCUUCCUCAUUUUCUCAUUGAGCCGGAAGAAGCUUACAUUGUCAAGAAUAAGCCGGUGAACCUCUACUGCAAAGCCAGCCCAGCCACUCAGAUCUACUUCAAAUGCAACAGCGAAUGGGUUCAUCAGAAGGACCAUAUUGUAGAUGAAAGGGUUGAUGAAACCUCUGGACUCAUUGUUCGAGAGGUAAGCAUUGAGAUUUCACGGCAACAAGUUGAAGAACUUUUUGGACCCGAAGAUUACUGGUGCCAGUGUGUGGCUUGGAGUUCUGCAGGCACAACCAAGAGUAGAAAGGCCUAUGUCCGUAUUGCGUAUUUACGGAAAACGUUUGAACAGGAACCAUUAGGAAAGGAAGUAUCUUUGGAGCAAGAAGUCCUACUUCAGUGUCGCCCACCUGAAGGAAUCCCAGUGGCUGAGGUUGAGUGGCUGAAAAACGAAGAGGUGAUAGAUCCUGUUGAAGAUCGAAAUUUUUAUAUCACUAUUGACCACAACCUGAUCAUAAAGCAGGCACGUCUCUCUGAUACAGCCAAUUAUACUUGUGUUGCCAAAAAUAUUGUGGCAAAAAGGAAGAGCACCACUGCUGCUGUCAUUGUCUAUGUCAAUGGCGGAUGGUCAACUUGGACAGAGUGGUCAGUAUGUAAUAGCCGUUGCGGAAAAGGCUUUCAGAAGCGUACAAGAACAUGUACAAAUCCAGCACCACUCAAUGGAGGAACCUUCUGUGAAGGCCAAAAUUUGCAGAAAAUAGCUUGUACCACAUUAUGUCCAGUGGAUGGGAGGUGGACAGCAUGGAGUAAAUGGUCUACCUGUGGAACAGAAUGUACCCACUGGCGCAGGAGGGGCUGCACCGCACCAGCACCCAGGAACGGCGGCAGAGACUGUGAGGGCCUUGUCUUGCAGUCCAAGAACUGCACAGAUGGGCUGUGUAUGCAGAGUUUCAUUUACCCUAUUUCAACUGAACAGAGAACCCAGAAUGAAUAUGGAUUUUCUUCUGCUCCUGAUUCGGAUGAUGUCGCUCUCUACGUUGGCAUUGUGAUUGCCGUGGUUGUGUGCUUGGCUAUUUCGGUAACUGUUGCAUUAUUCAUCUACCGGAAGAACCAUCGAGACUUCGAGUCAGAUAUUAUAGAUUCCUCAGCACUAAAUGGUGGAUUUCAGCCUGUAAAUAUAAAAGCUGCAAGACAAGAUCUCCUAGCUGUUCCUCCUGACCUUACUUCUGCAGCAGCUAUGUAUAGGGGACCGGUCUAUGCCUUGCAUGACGUCUCUGAUAAAAUUCCAAUGACCAACUCUCCAAUCCUGGAUCCACUGCCCAACUUGAAGAUCAAAGUUUACAAUAAUUCGGGUGCGGUCACACCCCAGGAUGAGCUGUCCGAUUUUUCAUCCAAACUCUCUCCACAGAUUACUCAAUCCCUACUGGAUAACGAAGCAUUAAACAUUAAAAACCAGAGCCUUGCGCGGCAAACAGAUCCAUCGUGCACUGCUUUUGGGACCUUCAAUUCUCUUGGAGGUCAUCUGAUUGUACCUAAUUCAGGAGUAAGUUUGCUGAUUCCUGCGGGGGCGAUUCCUCAGGGGAGAGUUUAUGAAAUGUAUGUGACGGUUCACCGAAAGGAGAACAUGAGGCCACCAGUAGAAGAUUGUCAAACCCUUUUGACUCCUGUAGUGAGCUGCGGGCCUCCAGGAGCAUUACUAACUCGGCCUGUCAUUCUAACAAUGCACCACUGUGCAGAAGCAAACACAGAAGACUGGAAAAUUCAGUUGAAGAACCAAGCAGCCCAGGGACAAUGGGAGGAUGUCGUAGCAGUUGGAGAAGAAAACUUCACUACUCCAUGUUAUAUCCAGUUGGAUCCAGAGGCAUGCCAUAUACUCACAGAAACUCUUAGCACCUAUGCCUUAGUAGGGCAAUCAGUCACCAAAGCAGCCACAAAACGUCUGAAGUUGGCCAUAUUUGGGCCAUUGAUCUGCUCAUCCUUGGAAUACAACAUCCGUGUCUACUGUCUGGAUGACACCCAAGAUGCCCUCAAAGAAGUGCUGCAGUUGGAGAGGCAAAUGGGUGGACAAUUAUUGGAGGACCCAAAGGCUUUACAUUUUAAGGGUAGCACUCAUAAUCUUCGCUUAUCUAUUCAUGAUAUUACUCAUUCCCUAUGGAAGAGUAAACUACUAGCAAAAUACCAGGAAAUUCCCUUUUACCAUAUCUGGAGUGGAUGUCAAAGAAAUUUGCAUUGUACCUUCACCCUGGAAAGGUUCAGCCUGAACACGCUGGAGUUGGUAUGCAAACUCUGCAUACGGCAGGUGGAAGGAGAGGGACAGAUAUUCCAACUCAACUGUGUGGUGUCUGAGGAACCAACUGGCAUUGAAUACCCACUUACGGAUCCAGCAAGUACCAUUACAACCGUAGUAGGACCCUGUGCAUUCAGCAUCCCUCUUCCUAUCCGUCAGAAGCUUUGCAGUAGCCUAGAUGCUCCUCAAACAAGAGGCCACGAUUGGAGGAUGUUGGCCCACAAACUAAAUUUGGACAGGUACCUCAAUUAUUUUGCUACAAAAUCAAGUCCCACCGGUGUGAUCUUAGACCUUUGGGAAGCCCAAAAUUUUCCCGAUGGAAAUUUGAGCAUGCUGGCCACCGUCCUUGAAGAGAUGGGAAGACACGAGACAGUUGUUUCACUGGUAGCAGAAGAAAAGUACUGAACUGACCUUGGAAUGAGAAUGAAGGAAUGUUAACCAUCACUUCAGCUGUGACUAACACAAACCAAGCACCCCCAAACCAAUGUGUUUCAUAGCAAGAGACAUUCCAGAGGGACAAGACGCAGAAUCCUGCCUUUUCAUGUGCAUCCUUUUUUGUAUAUUAUCACAGGAUUUGAAAGAAAUCAUGCAAAGUUGUUACCUUUAUAGUAUAAUUCAACCUAACAUUCCUCUCAGCUUGGCUGUACACUGCUUAGUGCAGGAUUUUACAGUUUCCUAGGAAACGCUUUUUAUUGCUAUCCAGAUAUAUGGAUAAACUUUCUUAACAAUCCCAGUUUCUAUGAACGUUGUUUACAUCAAAAUCCUGGGCAGCAGGAUGGAAAUGACUGUCCAUGGCUAUCUUUUUAUAUCUUGUUUUUUCUUCUUUUGUUGAAAGCCAUUCUACACCAAGCUGUGGACAAAGCAGGGUUCUGGCUAUUUUUCUGACGAAUCAGUCUCCGACACACUUUUCAGACAAUUUCAUAAUUGCAAAUUUGCCCAUUAGAUGUCUUAAACUAACCUACCUAUUCCGUUUCCUAGAAUGAGUUAAGACAGAAUUUUAAACUUCUGCAUCCGGUCAGAAAAUAAUCUGAAAGCUGAUCAGGUACGCAUGUUCCCUCUCUACCUUCACCAGGGUAGCUUGUGUCCCUUGGUGACUUCAACUGCAGGGAUUCCCUCUUCCCUCCCCUAGCUUACAAUAUGCCCUGCCUUCAUCUUUAAAGUGUGUGGGUGUGAGAGUGUGUGGGUGUGUGUGUGUGUGAGAGAGAGAGAGAGAUACAGAUACUCACUUUGGUGUGCUUUGAGAAGAAACCCUCCCUAAAAAAAAAAAAGUUACUUGUACGAUGACCGUAACUGAAUAGUAUUUAGUACAAAUAAGAUUAUAUUUCUUUUAGUAGUAGUAUUUUUGUUUACCAAAAUUAUCUACAGCAUUACUCAUUUGAGCAAUGGCAGCACCCUUCCUGGAAGCUGUUGAUGGCUGCCUUGGGCCUUGUAAGAGGGAGAUUCUUUCU